Messenger RNA from Colossoma macropomum (tambaqui), 1753 nucleotides. RefSeq names its product polymerase (DNA directed), epsilon 2 (gene pole2). The record is from RefSeq and is a predicted model, not a curated record. The transcript has 19 exons. Gene Ontology annotation, molecular function: DNA binding. Gene Ontology annotation, biological process: DNA-templated DNA replication; error-prone translesion synthesis. Lineage: Eukaryota; Metazoa; Chordata; Actinopteri; Characiformes; Serrasalmidae. Gene Ontology annotation, cellular component: epsilon DNA polymerase complex. Bases 47 to 1630 code for a protein of 527 amino acids.
GUCGAAUGAAGGCGCGGAUGCCGAAAUUUAGCGCCAAGAGACGAAGAUGGACGUACGGAGGCUGAAAACAAAAGUUUCUGCUGGUUUCAAGAUGCGCGGAUUAAUGCUCCGACCUGAAGCCAGCAGAUAUCUGGUGGAGGUUUUGGAGUCUGUCAGCGAGGUGGAACUGGAUGAUGUCAUUGAGCGGAUCUUGGACGCAGUUGAAAAACAACCUUUAAUCUCUAGCAUGAUCGAGCUCUCUGUAGCUGAGACAGCUGUACAAGACUGCAGUCAGUCUUGUGAUGAAACCAUAGACAAUGUUUUUAACAUUAUUGGAGCUUUCGACGUACCAAGAUAUAUCUACAGCACAGAAAGAAAGAAAUUUGUACCUAUCAACAUGACCAACCAUCCUGCACCUAGUCUAUGUGGCCAGGCCAAAGACAAGGCUGAGCUCUUCCGUGAACGAUAUACCAUCUUACAGCAGCGGACACACAGGCAUGAACUUUUCACUCCUCCUGUGAUUGGCUCAGCCCCAGAUGAAGGGAGGAAUAAAUUUCAGUUGAAGACUGUGGAGGCCCUUUUGGGAAGCACAGCCAAACUGGGUGAAGUUAUUGUACUUGGCAUGAUCACACAACUUAAAGAGGGCAAAUUUUUCCUUGAAGACCUGACUGGCUCUGUGCAGCUGAAUCUUUCCAAGGCACAGUUCCACAGCGGACUUUACACAGAAUCAUGCUUUGUCCUGGCUGAGGGAUGGUACGAGGACUCUGUCUUUUAUGUCAAUGCCUUUGGAUUCCCUCCAGUUGAGCCCUCCUCUACUACGAGGGCAUAUUAUGGUAAUGUGAACUUCUUCGGUGGCCCAUCCACCACUGCGGUCAAGGCCUCUGCCAAGCUGAAGCAGCUGGAGGAGGAGAAUGAAGAUGCAAUGUUUAUUAUCGUUUCUGACAUGUGGCUAGACAGUGUGGAGGUCCUGGAAAAGAUCCAGACCAUGUUUUCAGGCUAUUCAGCAAUGCCUCCCACCUGCUUCAUAUUCUGUGGGAACUUCUCCUCUGCCCCUUAUGGCAAAAAUCAGGUCAAGUCACUCAAAGAAUCUUUGAAAGCCCUUGCUGAUUUGAUUUGUGAACAUCCUAGCAUCCAUAACAGCAGUCGCUUUGUGUUUGUUCCUGGUCCUGAGGACCCUGGACCCAGCACUGUCCUACCCAGACCUCCCUUAGCUGAACAUAUCACAGAGGAGUUUAGACAGCGUGUUCCUUUCUCUGUGUUCACCACCAACCCAUGCAGAAUUCAGUACUGCAGUCAAGAGAUAGUCGUGAUCCGAGAGGACCUGGUCAACAAGAUGUGUAGGAACUGCGUAAGGCUCCCCAGCAGCAGUCUCGACAUUCCGAACCAUUUUGUGAAGACCAUCUUAUCUCAGGGUCAUCUGACUCCACUGCCCCUGUAUGUCAGCCCAGUGUACUGGGCAUACGACUAUGCCCUAAGGGUCUAUCCUGUACCUGAUGCCAUCAUUUUUGCUGAUAAAUAUGACCCCUUCAGCAUCUCUAACUCAGACUGUCUCUGCAUCAACCCGGGCUCUUUCCCAAGGAGUGGCUUUUCAUUCAAAGUGUACUACCCAUCAAACAGAUUGGUGGAGGACAGCAAAUUGCAGGGACUAUGAAGCCGAGACAACCAUGUGAUUGUGGGUUUAACACUGUAUAGUUAUAACAGACUGUUGUAAAUCUUCCAAUCUAUGUCAAGUGUUUCUACAAUAUGUGUACAUGUAAAAGGUUUCCCUAGUUUU